Messenger RNA from Gongylonema pulchrum, 363 nucleotides. The record is from the annotation of a GenBank genome assembly. NCBI's taxonomy places the organism in Eukaryota, Metazoa, Nematoda, Chromadorea, Rhabditida, Gongylonematidae.
AUGUCAUAUUACCAAUUCUUUACACCGGUGAACGAAAGACACUAUAAGGGACUGGUUUUCUUGCGGGCAGGAUUUGAACAACGGAGCGCUCUAAGCCGGAAUUGGACUUUAUCAGAUAUAUGCUUUAAACCACCUUCACCACAAUUACCUCAAGGACCGUUGACAUCAUUAUUGACAAAAUUGCUGGAACGAUUAAUACCGUGCAUUUGGAUUACACCCAUUGAUUGUUUCUGGGAAGGAUCGAAGCCACUUGGACCAUCACCACCGCUCAAUUUUGGGCCAGAUGCACAAGCAUUCAUAAGUUCACUUCCAAAAGGAAAUAUAACAUGGAGGAAUCUGGAUCCGUCAGCAGUACUGAAGGAA